This is a messenger RNA of Vespula pensylvanica (western yellowjacket), 868 nucleotides long. RefSeq names its product signal recognition particle receptor subunit beta (gene SrpRbeta). The transcript is spliced from 4 exons. NCBI's taxonomy places the organism in Eukaryota, Metazoa, Arthropoda, Insecta, Hymenoptera, Vespidae. Gene Ontology annotation, biological process: intracellular protein transport; protein localization to organelle; Golgi to plasma membrane protein transport. The record is from RefSeq and is a predicted model, not a curated record. Gene Ontology annotation, molecular function: GTP binding. The coding region runs from base 95 to 832 and encodes 245 amino acids. Gene Ontology annotation, cellular component: Golgi apparatus.
UAUGGAAUCCCAUAACAGAAGAGAUAUCUGGUAGGUUGUAUUCUGAUCGCAUGUAUUUAGAAAUUAUUAAGAUAAAAAUUUAAUAAUUUUGACGAUGGAAGAACAUGUGAAGCCUCUGCUGCAAGAAAAUGCAAAUUCAGAACUAAUAGGCAUACUGGUUGCAGUUUUAGCAAUAGUAAUAACUUUAGUACUAUUUACUAUAUGGCGGAGACGAAAAUCUGUUGGUCAGAAUAUUAUAUUAACUGGGCUUAGUGACGCUGGAAAAACGUUGAUAUAUGCACGUUUGCUUUGUUCCAAAUUCGUUCAAACUCAUACAUCUGUUAAGGAAAAUAUAGGAGAUAUAAAUAUCAAUAAUAAUACCUUAAGGAUUGUGGAUAUACCUGGAGAUGAGCGUUUACGUUACAAAUUUUUUGAUAAAUAUAAAAUAUCUGCAAAAGGAAUUAUUUUUGUCAUUGAUUCAGUUACGUUCCAAAAAAAUAUUAAGGACGUGGCCGAGUACUUAUACAAUUUAUUGUCAGAUAUAGAUGGGCACAAAAAAUUGCCAAUAUUAAUAUUGUGCAAUAAACAAGAUCAAACAAUGGCUAAAGGUUGUUCCGUGAUAAAAUCAUUACUGGAAAAAGAAUUAAAUCUUUUAAGACUAACUAAAACUAAUCAACUGGAAGCUACAGAUGCAACAUCCUCAAGUGUCUUUCUUGGGAAAUCUAACAAAGAUUUCGAGUUCGAUCAUCUCAAUUCAAAAGUAGAAUUUGCAGAAUCAAGUGCCUUUACCAAAGAUCUUGAAACACCUGCUCAUAUAGAAGCAUUAGAUGCAUGGUUACAGAAUGUUAUGUGAAUAUGUACUAUUUUUUAAUAUAUAAAUUAUUUGUAA